CGCAUCAGACAGUACCAAAAAUAGGACUACCAAACUUAUCUGAAUACAUGAAUUAUCAUCUGACGUUAAUUCAUUAUUUUCUUCGUCGCAAGCGUAAUUUCUAAAAAAAAUUACGAAAACCGAAUUGUCAGCAUUUUCAUUCGGUUGAAACACCCGCGAAGAAAUGAUUUUUCUGUACAUCGAUAGGAUAAAAUAUUAUUUUAUUGACAAUUUUUGAGUGGAAUCAACGAAUCGAUAGAGACACAACUACGAUCGUGUGUUCAAGUGCUUUUGUGUAUUGGAUCAUUUUUUUAUUGUGAAACACACGAUAAGGAUGUUUCGUUCCGUGAUUUCACAAUCCCUCGAGCUCAUUUCCUUCGAUUUAUCGAGACUCGGACUAACAAUGAACGAAUGAAGUUCGAAAAUGUUUCGUUGCCUACGAUAAUCCAAUUGUCCAGUGGUAUCAAAUCAAAGUACCGCGGUGUGACGAAACGAAAAGAUCAGUUUCAAUGACUAGAACGACUGGUGCGUGGUGUAAAUAAAGUGUCCGUUUUUUGUGUAUGUCGAAAAAUAUUUAUGAAACUUUGUGUUGUAACUACUUGGAGAAAAUUUCAUUACAAAUGAAUGAAAAUCAGUUGAAAAUGAUCGUCCCACCGACUGUGGGAUUCAUCGUCGCUGGAGUUGCAUCCGGAAUAUUUUACUUGCUGGUUGAAAGCUUGCGCAAAGGGAAAAGUUCAAAGAGUGUCCUUUACGACGACAGCCGUUGCGCUUGUUGUCUCAAACCUUUCUUGGUUGGGCGGGGCGUCGAGUGCAACGACUGCGGUGCAAGAUCGUGCAGAAAGGCUUGCUGCCGCUGGGACUCGCUGGAAGAUUCUUGGUUCUGUCUGUUCUGCUAUCACAACAAGGCCUGGGCAAGAAGAAGAGAAAAGUGGUUUCGUAGUUUCGGGGGCCUGUCAUCAACCACCGAAAACAGCAAGAACUUCAGCACGGCAAAGUCCCAAGUUUACGACGAAGGAGCUGAGCAUGUGGCGAUCCAUGCAGAAUUGGAUCUGGCUGCCGGUGGUCGUAGAGAGGGAGAUUCGAUGGAAACUGUUCGUGAAUGUGUGGAGAAAAUAGUGGAGAGUCUUGUUGGCAAUGUGGACGACACACCGAUCGAUCGCCUCUAUGAUCAUCCGGAUUAUGAUCGGCUUUUCGAUGAGUACGCUGCUAUUUUGGCGAGCACACUGACACGUCUGGCCAUGUCCUUGAGGCAGUGCCUUGGCAGUAAGCCGGCCACAGACACGCCGCCGAUGGCUCACACCGCACUCAGAGAGUUAGUUGAACGCGCUGUCGACGAGGCCCGUAAACUGCCUUGUCUCGGUGCGACAGUUUCUACUACGGUACACGAGGAUUCCACUUUUUCCGAACAAAACUACGAGGAUCUUCUCGCUACCGCUAUUCUCAACAAGGUCAUUGAGAAAUUCCAAAACGAAUGUGUCGACGGCAACAGCAACGUUCUUCAUAAGAGGACCCGAUCAAAGUACACAAAUCAUGACAACGAAAUUGGGCUCGACGAGGGGCUCGAAGAGGCCAGCAGCAGUUCGGAGCCCCUAUCUCAUGACGAUUGUAGCAGCGAAGGGAGCGGAUCGCGAGCGAGAUAUACCCGAAUGCGGAAGGAGCCGAUGUCACUCACGAUCGAAGAACAAAUCGAGGAAGUCACGACUUAUGGAUCCGACGAGGAUCUUCGAAGUUCCAAAACGAAUAUUCUUGACUUCAAAAACUCGAGGAGAGUUCCUUUCCCCGAAUUUGGAAUGGAUAUCGUUGAUCCUGCGCAAGAUUCCUCAGACGAGAGUCAGGACGAAGCGAACGAUUUGGGUCACGUGAACGUGAUAACGCCGAUCGAGUCGUGGGAAGAGAAUUGGCUUUUCCAGAAGCGAAAAAUUCAAACUCAUUCAGAGCCGGUGUCGAUGUUGGUACCGAAUCCAAGUGCGGAUUAUCGAGCAUUGAUAGGCGACAAAGAUGCCGAGGAGACUUCGGACUUGUCAGAAUUUUCGGCGCAAUCGGAGGAUGAAAUCGAAGACGAUGAAUUAUUGAUCGAAGCGAUAAAUGGAUCGGUUCCGGAGUCAUCGAAGCUCCAAGACGUCGAUGAACCGAAAUUCGAAAAAGUGCCGAACGGAAAUGAGAAAAUCGACUAUUCGGCCGACAUCGGGAACAAGGACGAAUCUUACGUGGACAAACUAUUCGAAAAUCUUUAUCGCCAAAACAUCGACAAAGAACACAAUACCAAUGCAAACAUUCUGGGCCCAGCGGACAAACAAGAAAAUCGUGACUCCGGAUUGUCAGAGAAUUCUUUCGAUCCUGCCAGAGAUUCCGAAAAAAAUGCCCAAAUGCCAAAGACGCCAGUUUCCUCGCCAACGAGAAAUUCGCCGCUGAAAAACAGCCCGGAAGUUUCUCACGACGUUGAUCUCUCAAAAUUGCAUGACCCACUCGUUAUCGUCGAUCAAAAAAUCGACGAGGACUCGAGUCAUGAAGCUAAUUCAACGGUCGAACGUCACGAUGAGCAAUCAAGAGAUAAUAUCGUGGAUAACGCAUUGUCCUCGUGUGACGCAAACGAGAAUUUCAAACAGCCAAGAAUGAGCGGAUGUCUCGAGGCCGCUGAGCGAGUUGAGGAAAUUGAAGAAAAACUUGACGAAGAAAACCACCAACUCGAACAGAGAGUAGUGGAGACUUCUAAAGGAGGAACAACAUCGAAUGGGAGUUACAAAAAAAGAGAAGACUGCGAAACCAUCACGAAUGGCUCGUCAGGAGAGGAGAAAAAAAGUCAGAAACAAACGACAGCAAAAACGAAGGUUGUCUCAAGGCCGGAAAAGGAGAUUUUGAAAAAUGGAUCGGACAAUGAAAUCGGAAUGGCGACUCCCCCUCGUCCAGGUACAAUUGCUGAGCGCGAACACAAAAAGUGGGAAAACGCAGCACCCAUCGAGAAUAAUCCUUACAGCGAAGAAAAUAUUCAGAAAAGAUUACUUGAGAGGCAAUACGCCAGAAGAUCUUCCUCCGAUCUUUCAGGAAACUCCACCAAGUUAGCCACGAGCCCUAGCACUCCUCUGCAAAUUGUUUUGGGAGCAGGUCGUCCGGAUUUCAAAAGGUUCGGACGCGAUUAUUACAUAAAUGAUGCAAAAUCUCCGAACGGGCGAAGCAUCGAGACGGGAUUUUACACGGCGACGAGCAGACCGAACAGUUCAAUGUCGCAGAAUUCCUUGUCAACGGGAAGUGAUUACGAGCAUCAGGAACGUUCCCGCAGCGUCGAGACGGAAUCAACUUGCAGUACGUCGAGCGAAUCGAGGAGAAAAUUGAUGGAAGAGAGGCGACAAUCAAUGAGUGACAUUUCGAGUAAUUCUUACGACGAGAUUAUUGAGAGCGAGAGAAAAAAUGCAAAAAACGUAAUCAAUGCGAAACUCAACAAUCGUGGAAAUUUUGAAGAAAUAACGAAACCGAUAAAACGUAUUGAUCUUCGAGCUUACGGCUUCGAGAACGAAUUUCAUUCGAAAAAUAGAGAAAACGAUUUUUUCAGAAACAAAUCAAAUCGUGUCAUUAACAAGCUCGAUCUUCGAUCUUUCGGUUAUGAUUCAGGGCUCAGAAGAACACAGUCGAACAAUAACAUCGACAGCCGAGUCAAAAUCAACUUGGCGCUUCGUUCGUCCACUCGAAAAUCUAACCUGAUCGAACACAGCCCCGAAAAAUUAGCGCGCAACUCGAGACACGAAACAUUAGUGAAAAGCACGGAAAACUUGAACGACCAAAGCGAUGGGAAUUUUCCAAAUUUUCAAAAACUGACUUCUGCCAAAUCUGUGCCUAACAUCGACCAAAUUUCUUCCGGAUUUGAUGAUCAUAAUCGCGAAUAUAAUUCUUUUACGAAAUCUGCCAAUAUAGUUCAUAAAAACACCGGUGAAAAUGAGAACCACGAAGAUUCGAAAUUCGACGAUGAAAUCAGUGAAAUUAACGGCGGAAGGAAUGCGCGGUCCGAAAUAAAACCUUAUUUACCCUCCGUCAAAAGAUUGGCUCAGGCCUUCAACAAAACUGAGCAAGUUACGUCAGUCCGUAAAAUUCAAAAAAUCGCGAAGAAUUCGACGAAGGAUCGACCAACGACACCGGAAAUUCACAUAGUCGAUACACCUCGGCAAAUGCAUAGUUUAACAGCUCGAUCAAUAUCGCGAGAAUUUCGUGAGGGUUUGCGUCAGAUAUCGUCAAAACAAACGUCACCGACGAAAACGGCGUUGGAGGGAAGUCACAUUCUACCAAAAUCGUAUAAAAAAUCACCCAAUCAAAACGAAGAAAUCGAAGAAACGAAUAGCUUGAUCGGCCGUGAAAAACUGAAGAGCAACAUUCAUUUCUGGGAAGAAAUGAACAAAAAAAGUUAAGAGUUUUAAAAUCUAGUAAACAAGAUAGAUUGUCCACACGAAAUAUAAUGAGAAAAAUAAUUUUGUACAGCGUUGUAAAAUAAAUGUGCAUUUUCAUCAAAACGAGAGAACAGAAAAAGCAAUUUUUCAAUUCAAAGUGAAUUUUGAAGAUUUUUCGAACAAAAAUUAUUUUGUUUUUGUACUAUUGUAAUAAGUUGCCAUAUUUUUUAAGAUACUACAAUUCAAUGAAUUAUACUAAUCGUUACUAAUUUAAUUUAUGUCAAAAAAGCCAUCCGUCAAAAAAAUUGUGAACAAAUAUCUUAAUUUAUAAAAUACGAUGAAAAUCGACAAAUAAACGAAUAAUUAUUGGAAUGUUAUAUUCGCAAGAAGACGAAUCGAGUUUCGGUUCGAUGUUUAAUCACAUCUUGCACGAUACUAUUCCCAUCGAUAUAAUCGAUCAAAUUAACGAGUUAGUUUCCUCUCUUGUUUUCAAACAAAAGUGUGCAAAGUGACUUCACAAAUAUUUAUGAGCCCCAGUUCAAAAGUUUGGUAUCAUUUAAUCAGUAUUCAUAUUGUUUCCUACGGAGAUAUUUGUUAUUUUAAUAGAAUUUAAUAAAAAGGUUAGUUUAGAUUUACAAUAAAUAAAGAAAACUACAAUUGUUCAUCAGGUUAUCAAAUAACUGAACAACUGUUGAAUGAUUAGCUAUCAAUCGAUGUUCAAUUCAUGAUGAAAUGAACCAAUUGUCGAAAAAAUUAAAUCUCUGACUCAAAUUAAAUAUAUUUUUCUUUUUUUUGCAUUUUGGACAAUUUCCUCCGAAUUGUUCAACUCUUCAGUUUAUGUGCCAUUUCAUAAGCGAUAAAUAAAAAUUAUUCAUACAAUGACGAUGAUUCCAAACUUCUGAAAUGUGGCGUUUAUUUAUAUCGAUCCAAUUUCUAAAAAAGCAUUAAUCUAUUUUUCCAGAAAAUUAUGUCAUUUUGUACUCGACUCAGUAGAAAUAAUUUAAAAAAAUGCAUCUUCCGUGUCAAACGGAAAAGAAGAUCGCAGUUUCAAAAUCUUCGAACUUGAUUUUUAUUAGUCGUUUAUCACAUUAUUCGAAGGAAUUAUGGAAUUCGUUCUUAAUAUAUGAAAAAAAGUGUAUUUAUCACGAGAUCCGAAUUGUACAAAAAUAUAAGUGUUUGUUUUUCAA
This is a messenger RNA of Venturia canescens, 5539 nucleotides long. RefSeq lists its product as uncharacterized. Lineage: Eukaryota; Metazoa; Arthropoda; Insecta; Hymenoptera; Ichneumonidae. The record is from RefSeq and is a predicted model, not a curated record. The transcript is spliced from 18 exons. Bases 540 to 4373 code for a protein of 1277 amino acids.